Messenger RNA from Wallemia mellicola CBS 633.66, 736 nucleotides. RefSeq lists its product as hypothetical. Lineage: Eukaryota; Fungi; Basidiomycota; Wallemiomycetes; Wallemiales; Wallemiaceae. The record is from RefSeq and is a predicted model, not a curated record. The coding region runs from base 297 to 677 and encodes 126 amino acids. The transcript has 3 exons.
CAACUCUGCUAAAUGUGAAAUGGAAGGGUGUAAAGAGCGCGCUGAAAGUGAUGUACCUUAUUGCGCUAGCAGGCACAAGCAUCGUAAUUACCAGUGGAAACGCGAUCAAGACGUUACCCUAGAGAAAUGUGCAGUACCCAAUUGUUCUCACAGGGCAAAGAGAGGGUGGGUCUACUGUGUACUCUCGCAUCAUCACUUGGUGGGUGAAACUUCUCGAUUUGUUUAGUUGGUUUUCUACACCACACAGGAGAGACAUUUUCGACAAAGUAGAGCAAAUAACACCCCCCCCAUGUGCCAUGAAAAGAUGCACAAAGGCCAGCUCUGGUGACACAAUAUUCUGUACAGCAUCGCAUAAAGACUGGGUUGCGGAGGAAAGAGCUAAGCCUGGCACAAACUAUUGCGAGAUUCCAGUUUGCCCCUUGAAAGCGACAGGCAGAGGUCCUCACUGCAACAUAUACCAUAGUAGAGAAAAUACUCAGUUUUUCCUCGACAGAGAUGUAACUAAACCAAUAUGCUCCGCAGAAGGCUGUGAUUAUCAUACUAACGAAGACGAACCAUUCUGUGUGCUUGGACAUUACACUCAGCUCAAGACGUUCCGUAAUAAUAAACGUCGUCCUGCUGAAAAUCCUGAAGCCGGUACAAGCGCUGGACCAUCGAAAGUGGCCAGAAGAAACUAAAGCUCUGACUUGGCUGGCUGUUAUAUUUGAAAUUGUAAUAUUGCUAUUUAAUGUGAAAA